Molecule: messenger RNA, 724 nt
Organism: Propithecus coquereli (Coquerel's sifaka)
Lineage: Eukaryota; Metazoa; Chordata; Mammalia; Primates; Indriidae
Gene: PCNP
Product: PEST proteolytic signal containing nuclear protein
Exons: 6
Coding region: 206-682 (158 amino acids)
Biological process (GO): proteasome-mediated ubiquitin-dependent protein catabolic process; protein ubiquitination
Cellular component (GO): nucleus
Source: RefSeq, a predicted model, not a curated record
GGAGGCCGCGGCGGGGAAAAUGGCGGACGGGAAGGCGGGAGACGAGAAGCCAGAAAAGUCGCAGCGAGCUGGAGCCGCCGGAGUUAAUUCAUGGGAGCCUCUUCUACUGCCACACAAUCUCAGUUCCUGCUGUAUACUCUAACAAACAGUGGAAGAGACUGUUGGGUCAGUAGGUGACAACUGCAGAGGUAUCUUCCAUAUAACGAUGCUUUUUGAGGUUGCUGCUCCCAUCAAUCUGCUAAGUAAAAAUAGCUCAUCUUGUAAUGGAGGGGAAAGUUCCAGUCGCAGCGCUGAGAAGAGAUCAGCUGAAGAAGAAGCUGCAGACCUCCCAACAAAGCCUACAAAGAUCUCCAAGUUUGGAUUUGCCAUAGGUAGUCAGACAACAAAGAAAGCAUCAGCCAUAUCCAUCAAACUUGGAUCAAGUAAGCCUAAAGAAACUGUUCCAACUCUUGCUCCAAAAACUCUUUCAGUAGCAGCGGCUUUUAAUGAAGAUGAAGAUAGUGAACCAGAGGAAAUGCCUCCAGAAGCAAAGAUGAGGAUGAAGAAUAUUGGAAGGGAUACACCAACAUCAGCUGGACCAAACUCCUUCAAUAAAGGAAAGCAUGGGUUUUCUGAUAACCAGAAGCUAUGGGAACGAAAUAUAAAAUCUCAUCUUGGAAAUGUCCAUGACCAAGACAAUUAAAUGAUGUGUUUUGAAAUUGGGGUGUGGGGUGGGUGUAAAGUU